Acanthopagrus latus (yellowfin seabream) is the source of this 3477-nucleotide messenger RNA. It is a transcript of the gene vrtn, whose product is annotated as vertebrae development associated. Gene Ontology annotation, biological process: regulation of transcription by RNA polymerase II. The coding region runs from base 186 to 2261 and encodes 691 amino acids. Lineage: Eukaryota; Metazoa; Chordata; Actinopteri; Spariformes; Sparidae. The record is from RefSeq and is a predicted model, not a curated record. The transcript is spliced from 3 exons. Gene Ontology annotation, cellular component: chromatin.
AACAUCUCCCUGCGCUGCUCACCGGAGGAGGACAGGACACACACCGGGGCUGGACGCGCACAAUGGACUAAAACUCCCAGAGAGAGAGAGACAGACAGAUCAACACUUAUCAGCUGAGAAGCCGCCCGCUGCAAACAAGCCACUUUCUUUCAGUCUGUGGACGCUCAGCUCUCAUCAGACCAGGUAUGAUUCAGAGGAAGGAGGUCGUGCUGUCUGUACUGGGGGAGCUCCAGGAGGCCACGGAGAGCUCGGGCCUAGACGCUCUGACCAGAGCGGCCCUGGAGGUGGAGCAGGUCCUCGCUCCCUUCCAGCUGCCCGGGACCCCCUGUCAGGACUUCCCUGACUGGGCGGGCGUGGACGAUGAGGCCCGCGGUCUGUACCCGGCCGACGCACCCAUGAGCCUCCUGCCUCUGAACUGCAAAGGAGAGGGCAACCUGUUGUUUGAUGCAGUGAGCAUGCUGUUGGUGGGCAGCACUGAUCUUAGCUUGGAGCUACAGGUACGGACAGUGGUGGAAAUGGUGCUGUGGAAGAGAUAUUACCUGUCUGGGAUGAUAGAUUCAAAAAUGAUGCUUCAGGCCGUUCGCUUCAGUCUCUGUGCCGAAGAGUCUGAGGACAUGCUCAACCUGCCUGUGACGGUCUUGGAGGCCAUCUUUGAUGCGGAUGUCAAAGCGUCCUGCUUUCCCGGCUCCUACGCCAACAUGUGGCACGUGUACGCCUUGUCAUCUGUGCUGCAGUUUAACAUCUACUCCAUCUACCCCAUGUUCAACCUCAAGAUCCGACCCUAUUUCAACCGCGUCAUCCGCCCAAGGACCUGGCCUAAUGACUCUGACCCGCUGACCCUUCAUGUCAUGUGGUCUGGCCAGCUGCAGUCUGAGUCGUUGUUCAGGCCAAAUUAUUUUGUGGCACUAGUCCAGACAAGUGACCUCACGUUUGGAAGCCCUAAUAGCGAGCAGAGAGAAUCUCCGACUGACGGCGAGGAGCUCUUGAACCCGGAUUCACAGCUGUCGUACCCGAAUUUGAAGGACAAGUACAACAUCACCAAACGGACCUUCUACCGCUGGAAGAGGCAGACGCAGGAGCACUGCAAAAAGUCUGCUGCCAGGUACGAAGCAAAGUACUUCCUGCAGGCCUGCUACUUGGAGGGUAAGCUCAUCCCUCUGCACCAGUUCAAAGAGUUUUUCCCAGAGAUCUCAAGGUCGUCUUACUACAACUGGAAGCACGACCUCCUGAAAACCGGAGGGAACUUCUCCACCUCAUCAUCCACCGGAGAGAUCAGUCCGGGAGAGAGCACAGAGCAGGAGGCCUGGUCUUCACCGGAAGCAAAGCAGGACGAGCCAGACCACCAUGACAGCGUGGCCAGUAUGUUUGGCCUCAGCGUAGGCAAGCUGGAUCUGGAGCGUGCCCAGAGUGUGGCUAAUAUGCAGGAAGCUAAGCGCUGCCUGCAAAAUUGCAUCGCCAUGAAUGCCUCGCUCCCCUUCAGGGUCUUUAAAAGAAGUUUCCCAGGGAUCUCCAGAUCCACCUACUACAACUGGAGGAGAGAAGCCAUGCUGUUCAACAGAGGUUACAAGGGCAGUGUCGGCAGCAGCGAGGACAGCUCCGAUGCAGACAAGAGCCAAAGUCCAAAAAGUCUGUCGCCAGUCCUGCCGAACGGCAACCAGCCGGUCUUUACCAGAAUGCGGGUCUGCAGGAGGAAGCACAGAAGUUUCAGGCUAGCGUACAUGAGUAAAAAGCAGCUCCGAGAUGCUGCAAAACUGCAUGUCCAGAAGUCCAAAUGGUCCCUCACAAAGUUCAAGCUCAAGUUCCCAUCCAUGUCCCCCUGUUUCUACUGGCUGUGGCGUAGCGGGCAGAAGGGCAAGAAGAAGACGGUCACACAAGACUCAGAGAUCCACCUUCCUCAGCGUCUUGAGAACACUGUGACGGAAAACAACGUUAUGGAGAGAAGGGUGGAUAGUCAGCAUGGGCUUCCAUUUGUUGAGAGUCCUAAAUACUUACAAAGUUCCUCCAUGCCCCCCUUUGAUGCCCCACAUACAGAGCACACCCUUCACGGAAUGACACCCAUAGAUGAGCAGAUGUUUGCGAUGGAUGUUGUCGCCCUUGCCAACUUCAAGGCCAAAGCCAAGCUGUUCCUGCAGCGACGCUUCGAGGAGAAAUCCUUCCCAACGUUCAAAGAAUUCCGGUCCUACUUCCCCUUCACCCCGCGCUCGACGUACUACAUGUGGAAGCGAGCUUUAUAUCACGGGGUGUCGCUGGUUCAUGGGUAAGCAUGCAGAGUUUUAAAAAUGGGCUUUCAGGAUACAAAAGAAAUCUCUGUUGAAGAACUUCUUGGCAUUCAACCCACUGCCUUUUUUGCUGAAAACAACCGGCUACAUUCACCUUGUAGACGACACGUUCUUGAAGACUGAGUAUGCCGGCUUUGCAUCCAAAUGCAUUGUGUCCUCCCUCUGUCUCUGUCUCUCCCCCCACCUCAGCUCAUUCCUCCCUCGUGGACAUUUGCACGUGUGUGAAAAGAAACUUGGUCCGCUUAAACUCUGCAUGUUGCCCUCCAGGCAACAGGCAGUUCAAAGCUGCUGUUUAGUUGCAGUUUGUUUGAAGCCGUUUCUCCUCCAUUCUCCUUUUUAAUCCUCGCUCAGCAUUGUACUUGUGGUCCUUUUUUUUUUUAUUUUUUCACUUUUCUUUGUAGUAAGAUUGUUAAUGCCUAAAUGUAUGAGUUUUUUUUUUUUUUGUUGAUGCAUGUGAUACUGCUCCAGGAAAGUCUUGGUGGUUUGUUGAUUUUUGAUUAUUUGACUGUAAAGAGCUGCCAGUAUUUGUUUUCAGAGAUGGUUUACUCGCUCUUGUUCAGAUAUAUUCUGUGUAAACAGGUUUCCAGUCUUUUCUCAUAGUCCCCCCCCUCCCUUUUUUUGGAUUAUUGAAUGUAAACACCUCAGGGAAUCACUUUGUGCACCCAGGUUUUAUGUGCUUUUUUUGUGCCAUUUUAAAGACCAACUUUUUAAGAUUGCCUCUUUUUCUGUGAACAUGAUAUAAACUGUGAGUUUUGUCACUUUAUUUGCACUAAAAUAGUUCCCAUCACACUGUUGAAUGUAUUGUCUUAACCAUCAUGCACCCUUUUGGUUAAGUUUGGUCUAUUUUUGAAAAAUGUCUACUUGGUUUCUUUACUUGAAAAAAAACGGAAUAUAAAUGAAGAUAUUUUAUUUUUUUGUACGAUCCUUCAUUUCAGAACUACCUAUUUCAUUAUUAUGUUGGGGAGUAUCAGCCUUUAUAAGCUACCUUGGCAGUUUGUUUUUCAGCCUCUGUUACACCUCCUGAAUUAUAGAUCUCAGUUGGCAUUUGUACUUGGUGUAUUUAUUUUUCUUUUUCAUUUCACAUCUGAAAUCAGUACUCUGUGAGACUAUAAUGUUUAACUGAUACCUUCCAGUCAUUCAGUCGGUAAAGGAAUCUGUGCUGUCAGGCUGUAUAUCAAUAAACCAUCAACCAGCAUCA